This is a messenger RNA of Solea solea (common sole), 2011 nucleotides long. Its product is annotated as receptor activity-modifying protein 1-like. Bases 278 to 727 code for a protein of 149 amino acids. Lineage: Eukaryota; Metazoa; Chordata; Actinopteri; Pleuronectiformes; Soleidae. Gene Ontology annotation, cellular component: signaling receptor complex; membrane; cell surface. The record is from RefSeq and is a predicted model, not a curated record. Gene Ontology annotation, biological process: G protein-coupled receptor signaling pathway; regulation of G protein-coupled receptor signaling pathway; receptor internalization. Gene Ontology annotation, molecular function: coreceptor activity. The transcript is spliced from 3 exons.
GCAGCAGCGGGACAAGGGGAUCGGAUGACAGGCGGAGCUGCUGUGAUUUCAGGGGCCACAGUGAGCGGACAACACACGGACACUGCUACAGUGGAAGGUCAAGGGGCUCAGAUUCAGCUGCAGUGGUUGUUGUGGUGAAUAUUCCCCCAGAAUCGUUGAUCCUUGGUCCUGAACGCUCAGUAGGGAGAAUGGUGUGUGAGCAGCUGAACCACAGAGAGUGAGCAGGAAAAAAAGCCUGGUGGUGGUGGUGGUGGUGGUGUUGUUGUUGUUGGCCAGCAUGGCUCUGGGGAUCAGCGUCCUUCUCAAAGUGGGACUUCUGUUGUUGACGGCAGCUCAAGUCCUUCCUCUGGUGUCCGCCUGCAACCGGGGCUUCUACGAGGGGAUGAUCAACGAUUUAUGCUUGGCCAAAUUCCGACUGGACAUGGGAGGACUGGACCAAGGCCUGUGGUGCAGCUGGACGGACACGAUGGAGAUAUACGAGGGAGUGACAAACUGCACGUACCAGGUGGCGCUGAGGAUGGACUGCUUCUGGCCCAAUCACGUCGUCGACCGCUUCUUCGUGAACAUUCACCAGCUCUACUUCCGCGACUGUGCGCUCACCGGCCGACUCCUCCACGACCCGCCGGUCAGCAUCCUCGCCCCGUUCAUCACGGUGCCGGUACUGGUCACGUUGCUCAUGACUGCCCUGGUGGUGUGGAGGAGCAAACGCACAGAGGGAGUUUUAUAGGACAAACCAAAUUUACUGUGGUGUGAUCAGUUGUUUUGUUUUUUUUACCUUUUUAAACUAUGAAACAAUGUAGUGUGCCAUCUAGUGGUUAAAUAAUCGCAUAAUAACCGAUAAAGAACAAAUGUUCCCCUUUGUUUUACAUUUAAUGAAGAAUCUUUUUACAGAACAUAUCAUGAACAUGAAAUUUCAAUAAUAUUGUGCGUAUAGGUUUAUCAUAUACACAACUUACAGAUCGCAGUGAAUCUACAAAGACACAACACAUUUAUCACAGGUAUCUGGAACUGAUAAAUACAGUAUUUGACAUUAAAUUUUCACAAAUCCAUCCUACGGACCGGACCCUCUCGUGGGCCGGUUCUGGCUCAUGGGCUGUAUGUUUGACACCGCUGGAUAGGGUCUAGGGUCAACAAGAACUUUUUUCCUCGAAGCAAUUAAAUACCAGGCCAAAACAUCAUAUCGUUAUCCUUUGUACUGAAGGUUUUUCUUUAAAUUUAAAUGUAUUCACUGGCCAAUUUAAAAGAUGUCAGUUUAAAAAAAUAAAAUACCUUGAUUUAAUAGUGUCUUAAAACUGCCCUCUGUUAAUCUUUUAACAUUCAAUUAACGUUAGAUAAGAUAAGCAAAUAAUUAUAAAUUAAUUUAAUUAAAAUCUGACUUUUUAAUGAAUUUACUGGGCUGGAUAUUAACCCAUAGAACACAGAGCAUUUUGGCUGCUUUUUUCCAUUAUUAUGUUUAAAACGUACAGUAUAUGCAAUAUAGAGUGUCUUAUAUGCUUUUUUUUCCCCAGCACAACCUGUAGACAAUCUGAUGAAACAUUUAACUGUAUAAACACUCAAAAAUGUUUAAAAUUGGACUGAAUACACAGUUCAAAGUUCACUUGGCUCAUUUUUAUGAACAAAAAGAAAAGAAAAAUACACUCCAUUUGUGUGACUUCUGCACAAUUAUUGCUACUUUAUAUCACAACGAAAAAACGCGACAUAAAAUGAAUCAUAACUUUGACUCAACAAGACAUAAGACACAGAAAACGCAUUUUUAAAGCCUGGAUAUGUGACAUAUAAACACCCCCCCCCCAGGAUGUCCAUAUAAGGAGUUGUGUAUUAUUCCCCCAGCAAUUUAAAUAUACAUCAAUUCAUAUAAGAGGUGUGUUUCAUGUGGGAGUGGGCACAUGAGCACGAGAAAGAGACAGGUCAUAGGUGACUGUGUAUAUGGGAUUGUGUCCAUCCGUUGGAACAUAUUAUAGUCUCACCCAUUCAUUUCCACAUUGAAUAAACCGCUCAAUUUUUAAUUUAA